AUGUCUUUCCGAUUUUGCAUUGGUCGUAAAUGGGGCCGCAUCGCCGACGGCCUCACCAACCGCAGCCCGGCUUCCGUUCGCAACCGCUACCUCAGAAUCGAGCUCGGGCAGCAAGCGCGACGCCUCGGCCUCGCCAAGAACCGCUGCGCCGCAUGUGGGCAGCCCAAGCUGGGCCACGUGUGCUCGGCGAAGACCUCCGGCUUCUCGCGCGCCACCUCUCUCCUCACCGCCGUCCGUCCGUCGGGCCCGACCGUUCCACGCUCGGCUGCUGCGCCGCCGCCGCCGAUGCAAACCGCGCAGACGCCGCUGCACGUGAGGCCGCUGAUCCUCAGCGUGCCGGACCCGGCGGCGCCGCCCCCCGAGCCGGUCCUACACCCGCUCACGACGGCGCACUCUGUCUACACCCAACCCAAAAAGCACGAUUCUGAAGCGGUUCGGGCAUCGGGGAUCUCGAUCUGA
Emiliania huxleyi CCMP1516 is the source of this 459-nucleotide messenger RNA. RefSeq lists its product as hypothetical. The transcript is spliced from 4 exons. The coding region runs from base 1 to 459 and encodes 152 amino acids. The record is from RefSeq and is a predicted model, not a curated record. Lineage: Eukaryota; Haptophyta; Isochrysidales; Noelaerhabdaceae.